AUGUUUGACUUGACAGACAGGACCACCAACAACGAAGACUCAACGGGAGCUUUCUUGUCUAAAUCUAAACCAACAGAUACAAAUACAAACAUAGACUACAAGCUUAACAAAAUUACAAAUGCAAGUUCACAAAUAAGCAACAAAGAAA
This is a messenger RNA of Dentiscutata heterogama, 148 nucleotides long. NCBI's taxonomy places the organism in Eukaryota, Fungi, Glomeromycota, Glomeromycetes, Diversisporales, Gigasporaceae. The record is from the annotation of a GenBank genome assembly.